Molecule: messenger RNA, 1360 nt
Organism: Medioppia subpectinata
Lineage: Eukaryota; Metazoa; Arthropoda; Arachnida; Sarcoptiformes; Oppiidae
Source: the annotation of a GenBank genome assembly
UUUUCAGUCGCCAUCUCUGCCCAAUUUCCGAUUAUUCAGAUAUAUGUGGCACAGGUGUAUACCUAUAGCUGUGGUCUCUUAUAUCCUAACCCUAUCUGUGGGCCGAAUGUAUGGCACGAAACAUAACUACAAGAUUGACUCCAACCAAGAGAUGGUGGCGUUGGGUGUUUGCAACAUCUGGUCCUCGUUUUUCGGUAGUCUCGCCUCCUGUGCGUCAAUACCCCGGUCUUCAGUACAAGAGAGCGGUGGCGGCAAAACACAGUGUGUAUUGGCCUCGUGUAUAGCCUGCGCUCUGUUUACAAUUUUUGCUAAAUUCAAAGAGUUUAUGAACUUCUGGCGGAUCUCAAAAUUGGAUGGAGCCAUAUGGAUGAUAACAUUCUGGGGUGUAGUGAUACUGAACGUGGAUUACGGCAUAUACAUGGGCUUCGGACCUAAAACCUAUUCAUUGGGAACUGUGGACGACUCGGAUAUAUACGUGCCGUUAAGCAAAUUCAAAAGAGCCAAAGAACUGGAAAGAGUGAAAAUAUACCAAUUCUGCGGUCCUCUCAACUUCGCUAAUGUACACUAUUUUAAGAAAGAGCUUCAGAUCAGGAGUGGUGUCGAUAUAACGGAAAUAAAGGAGGAGAUGAUGUCAAUGGCACCCAAAACCUCGUGCUUUAUGUUCGCCGAAACGAGAGAUUUCACGAAAUUGAACGAAGACUUCUUAGAGCAUAAGAAACAUUUGCCCAAAUAUAUCAUAAUUGACUGUUCAAUGCUGUCGUAUAUCGACACGUCUGGUGUGACCACAUUGACAAAGUUGGUCCAAAGUCACGCCGAGAUCGACAUUACCGUACAAUUCACGGGAUGUCCCGUUCAUAUCGAGUCGAUGCUCAAGAAGGACGGCUUCUUCAAAGAGGUGUCCACCGAUCGGGUGUUUAAGUCGGUUCACGACGCCAUCACUUAUAUCAGACAAAGCGAGCCCACAAUCGGUCAACCAAUUCAAGACUUCAGCAAAGACUACAGCACUGAGAGACGUAUUUUCUCUAAAGUUAUAUCAAACAUGUCGUUAGACUCUAUGGCCAGCGGUAUAACAAUGAGUAGUUAUAACGACCUGAAGGCACCCGACUCUCCAAAGAGUAUACUGAGAGACAGCGCUUUAAACACACCCCAGUUUAAUAGACCCCGACGUUCAGUCACUUUCACUGUAAUUCUGUGUUCUGAUAGACACCUGACUGUCUAUAAUGUCUAUCCAUUACAAGAAUUUGACAAUAAGACCGACCAAAAAGUGUAUCACAAAUGGAUAUUUCCGCAAACAAAUCUUCCCAUUAAAGUGAACUCGAGUUUCUCUUUGUACAGUUAUGGAUCAAUUGAUGAUAAGAAU